AUGAUGAUCAGCGAUCGUAGCGAAACGGGUUUCGUCGGGUCUGGUACGAGCUCAGAAAGUUUUACUUUCUUCGGUAUUCGUAAAGCCAGAGACAAUGAUACAUUUCGAGCGAAACGUCGCGCUCUGUUGGACGAGUUGAAGAAAGAUGUGAAGCGGUUGAUGGAAGAAGCCGCCACAAAGAACUCAUUACCGGAGAACAGUAGUCUAGUUUUGUCCUUUUGUGUGAAUGCUGAAUCUUGUCUCCGAUUCGGAUUGAAAAAUAGUUCACCGCAUUUCUAUCGAGAACUGUCCGUGAUCGAGUUAUUGCAAAAGAUUGCUCCCAAAUGUCCUGAGGCCUCGGUAUUGCUGAACUACUUGUCAAACCAUGCGGACCGAACGAAAUCCGGAUCCAUUGACAAAUCGAUCCCACCCAACAACCGAUCAUUCCUAUCCAUUCUCAGCCCGAACAAGCCAGCCCAAUCCUCAGGGGUCAAACCCUUGUGCUAUAACAACUCAACGAAUCCACAUUGGAUACAUUUGGCGCUAAUGGAAAAAUUAUUGCAACCUAUGGUCUGUGCUCUGUUCAACGAGGCGAAAAAUCUGUACCAGUACGGUUCGAUUAUGACCACGAAUAGUGAUGCGCGGAUAUUUCUCUCCUUACUCAGUGGUCCGUGCUCAUUAAAUUACACCAUCCCCACACUGGACGACCCGUACUGGUCCACAUUGCACGCGGAUGAAUUGCUGGAACGACACCGGUUUAUCUCCCUGUCAACACAGGCGUUCUAUGAGAAUCAAACAUGUAGUGCCGCGUGGAAGCGAGAGUUCAAACUGCGAGCGGCCAACACGUUUGGAGCUCCACUCCCGGCUAAACGGUCAACAACACCGCGUGUGCGUUCCAUGGAACGAUCCCCAGCCCAUUUGAACGGACAGCGAUUCAUUUUCGGUUUGCAACAACAUUCAUCCACUUCAUCCACCUCAUCGGCCAAUAGCGGUGGAAUGGACGGACUCUAUCAACCGCGAAGGCAUCAGCUUCUGUUUGCAAAAAAUAAUGUCAUGCUCGGCAGCACCGAUACAAAUCGCGGUUAUUUGGCGGUCUAUUGUAAUCUGUCUGGGGUGAACUUGCGUUGGACCUCAAACGAACUGUUGCUGCACGCUUCUAGUCUGCUGCAUCGGAACAUGCAGUUAGAUGAUCCGAACAACUCCAACGAUGGGCUUGAAGCCGGCGACCAAAAUUCACCGCAGGGUGAGACUGGAAAUCCGAACCAAGCCACGGUGACCAAAGAUAGUCAGGCCAGCUCAGAGUUCAAGGAUUUGAAACAAUCUAAUACCUCCGAUGGAGAGUCACAAUCAAACUCGAACAGGCUUCAUAAAGAUGAAGAAACGUUCACGAAAUUCCACAGCUCACCGCCAUGUUGUAUUCUAAAUGAGCUCCCCUUCCGCCCAUAUCCAUCUCCCCGUGGUCUAUUCAACCAUUGCACAGACAACCUCGGUGUCCUGAUUGUGUUCGUGGCCAGUGAUGGAAUUCAGUACCCGCCAAUCCGAUUACCGGGCGGCUGGAAAUCGAGUCUGGAUUUUUUGAGUUCCAUCGAAAUGGGACUGAUGCCCUUGGUGCAAAUGGAGCCGAACACUGAUUCGGUUCGAGAUCUCAUGAUGUCCACAAGCAAAGGUUCCACCGGCAACAGUGGUUCCAUUUUCAGUCGAAGAUUUCCGUUUCGUUCGUCAGGAGAUGCGUCACCGGGACCAUCCAAUCCAUUCAAACGCUUCAUUGACUUUUGCUCGUUAAAACCGAACGCAGCACAGCCCUUGACUUCGAGCGAUUCUAUCACGACAAGCACAACAACAACAACGCCAGACUUAGAAACACAAAGCGAGACGGAGACGAACGGCUCGACAGCCGAGAUCAGCGAGGUGAAUACGGACAGUCAGAAGAGCCCGGACUUAGGCCACACUCCAACGAACGAGGAGAAGCACUGUUUGGGUCAGAGCGAAGAAAGCUGUCUCGAAUCCGAGGCACCUGACAAACCGUCCACGGAAUACAAUCUGUCCUCUGAAAUUGUAUUCAAAUUGGUUCGAGGCGAGAUUUCACCGGAUUCAUUCUCAGCCAAACCGACCGAUACAGAAUCUCCCGGCCCCAUGGGAUCGCACCCUGGCUCGAUCAGUGGGGAUACCGAUGAACCAAUGGACUCAUUGUCUGACGCGCUGGAUGCCAUCAAAUGCAAACUAAUGGCCAACGCCUUCUAUGCAUGGUUGACUCAUGCACGUUAUAUGAAAGUGAUCAAAACGCAUCUGGCCGAUUCCGUACGCCCCGGGAUCAAUUGGUCUCGAACACCGACCACUCCCCUGACCAUAUUGGAUGCGAGCAAAUGGAAUCAGUUGUUUUGGAAUGUGCCGGAAGAAUGUCGUAAGGAUUUUGAUGCAACACCAAUCUACGAGCACAUUUACCAGGCCGGGUGUGAAGAGGAUAUUCGAAUUCAGGUUUGGCCUUAUCUACUUCAAGUAUUCGAUUGGUCCAUGACCGAGGGACAGAAAAAGCAACAUUCGGAUCAGUUAAAGCAACACUAUCAGACCACUCUGAGCGAGUGGAUGCAACUGGAAGAGCAACACAUUCGCGAUGAGUUUGCCCGGGUUUUGGAAUCGGUUCAGAAAGAUGUGAUCCGUUGUGAUCGCCAUCACCAUUUCUUCCACAAAAUCGCCCCGAUUCUGGCCCUACUGUUGACCACAAACCAAGAUCCACUUGAUGUCGAGAUUCAAGCGUACGCAUUCUUUGCCAGUCUGAUGAAGGUUCGUCUCGGCAAACUGUACUCGAGCGCGAUGAGCAGUGCACAAAUGGAUCGGAAUUUCGCUAGCCUUCGCGCAUUGGUUCAGGUAAAAAUGAAUUUGGGUAAAGAAAGAUUUUUGGGGUAG
Echinostoma caproni is the source of this 2883-nucleotide messenger RNA. The record is from the annotation of a GenBank genome assembly. Lineage: Eukaryota; Metazoa; Platyhelminthes; Trematoda; Plagiorchiida; Echinostomatidae.